Fimicolochytrium jonesii is the source of this 2551-nucleotide messenger RNA. Its product is annotated as WD40-repeat-containing domain protein. Gene Ontology annotation, molecular function: protein binding. The transcript has 4 exons. The coding region runs from base 216 to 2447 and encodes 743 amino acids. The record is from RefSeq and is a predicted model, not a curated record. Lineage: Eukaryota; Fungi; Chytridiomycota; Chytridiomycetes; Spizellomycetales; Powellomycetaceae. Gene Ontology annotation, cellular component: nucleus; small-subunit processome; nucleolus. Gene Ontology annotation, biological process: maturation of SSU-rRNA from tricistronic rRNA transcript (SSU-rRNA, 5.8S rRNA, LSU-rRNA).
CCGGCAGAUUCGAAUUCGAGGGUUCAUUGGCCAGUCGGAAGUUGUCUGUUACCCGAUAGAGACGGCAACCCUAGGAUAAGACAACAACAUAUUGGGGUCCUUGUCUCAGGCUCGAAAAGUCGAAAAAGGGUUGGACUUUACUUGUCCAGUGAGGGGUCAUUACCCUGAAUUGUUGUUUUAUCGAGUCUAAACCGUAGCCUGAGGCUUGUUACACAAUGCAAGUGUCCAACGCAAACAAUGUCAAGAUAUACUCGGUCACUAGUGCGGCUAGGAGUGCCAUCCCUGACUGGCUGCAAAGGAGGAACGCCAAGAGUCUGAAGAAGGACGAAGAAUGGCGAAGGCGUAUCGAAUUAAUCCAGGACUUCGAGUUCCCUGAAGCGUCAUUGAAGAUAAAGCCGACGAGGGAUGGAAACUACAUAGUGGCCACUGGUGUCUAUCAGCCUCAAAUGAGGGUAUACGAACUGGCACAAAAGUCGAUGAAGUUCGAUCGGCACCAAGACUGCGAGAACGUCCAAUUUGAGAUUUUGUCAGACGACUGGAGCAAAACGGUCAUGCUGCAAUCUGACCGAACGAUUGAGUUACAUACGCAGUUCGGACUGCACUACAAAACGAGGGUCCCAAAAUUCGGAAGGGAUAUGGCAUAUCACUACCCAAGUUGCGACCUGAUGAUUGCUGGAGCGAGUAAUGAAAUAUGGAGGCUGAACCUGGAUCAAGGACGGUUCAUGACAUCGCUGGUUACGGACAGUCCAGCGAUCAACGUGAUGGGCAUCAACCCUGCCCAUCAAUUGUUUGGAUUUGGAGGAGAGAACGGCGUAUUGGAGUUCUGGCACCCAAGGGAAAGGCGGAGACUAGGCACACUAGAUAUAGCAGCCUCCGUAGUGAAGGCGGUGGGAUCGGGCGAGCUGGAGGCAUUCCCCCAAAUCACAGCGCUGAAGUUCUCGGACGACGGAUUGACCUAUGCGGUGGGAACGGCAACAGGACAGGUGCUGACGUACGAUUUGCGAUCGGCCUCGCCAAUGUUCAUCAAAGACCAUCAGUAUGGGUUCCCGAUCAAGUCGCUCAGCAUGCAUUCGUCUGGUAACGUCGUGUCUGCGGAUACCAAAAUCAUCAAGAUUUGGGACAAGUCUACAGGAAAGGCCUUCACGUCGAUUGAGCCUCCAAACGACAUCAACGAUGUGUGCGUGUGGGAUAACUCUGGUCUGAUCAUGGUGGCCAACGAGAGUGUGCAGAUCCAAUCGUUCUACAUUCCCCGACUGGGUCCUGCGCCAAGGUGGUGCGCGUACCUCGACAACCUCACCGAAGAGCUGGAGGAGAAUCCCAACACCAGCGCAUACGACGAUUACAAGUUCGUCACCCGCAAAGAGCUUACGAAUCUCGGACUCGAUCACUUGGUCGGUACGAACGUCCUCAAAGCCUACAUGCAUGGAUUCUUCCUCGAUCUCCGAUUGUACGAAAAAGCAAAAGCGAUUGCGAAUCCUUUCGAGUUCGACGAGUACAAAAAACGCAUGGUGCAGGAGCGCAUCCAAAAGCAACGUGCCAGUCGUAUCUCCGCUGUGCAGAAGCUGCCUAAGAUCAACAGGAAUCUUGCUGUCAAACUCAUGCAGGAUACGAUUUCAGGCAGUGAGGACGAUUCCGAUGACGGUGGGAAGAAAAAUAAGAAGAAACGGAAGACCCAGGCUCUUCAGGACGCAGCGGGCGCAUCCUUCGACAACCCGCUGGGCGAUUCGCGUUUCGAUGCCAUGUUUAAGGAUGAGGCGUUCCAGGUCGAUGAGCUCAGUCACGAAUACAAGUUGCACCAUCCCUCAGAAUCAAAAAUGGCGGCAGCCAGGGCUGCAUUCGCAAAGGUGGAUGACGGCGAGGAGGAUGGGGGCAUGUCUGAUCCUUCUGACCGCAGUGACGGUGACUCUGACAACGAUGAGGACGAUGACAAUGUCUACUCGGAUGAUUCAGAGGACGACCAAAUCCGAUUCACCCGCGCGAAGAAAGCCAAGACCGACGCCAGCGCACGAGGCGGCAAAAGCGGGCCAUCGUUCUACGAGCUCAAAGCCGGCUACAACCCGGCGAAGCCCGCCGAUGGGCAACAACAACGACAACGCGAGUCGCAAGCGAAGCAGGCCUUUGGAGAGCGACUCAAGGAUGAGGCGCAGACGAGUGGGCGGGCGGAUAAGAUUGCACGGACGCGGAGUGGGAACUUCAGUAUUACGUUCAAGCCUGGAGGCGGACGAGAUCGUGAUGAGGAGGACGCCUCAAGAGGCAUGCGCACGACCGACUCAGACAGCGGACGAGGAGGACGUGGGCGAGGUCGAGGGCGAGGCGGGAGUCGCGGUGGAGGCCGUGGUGGAAGCUUCAGCCGUGGUGGCGGCGGCGGCAGUCGGGGAGGCCGCGGAGGAGGUGGUGGUGGACGGGGCGGAGGCAGGGGACGGGGACGAGGGCGUGGUGGGCAUUAGGGCGUCUGCUACCACUUUGCAGAAUUUUUGUUCGUAUUUAACCUCACGCAUGCACAUUAUCAUUAUUCAUUUUGUUUGCAAAUUGCAUUAUUCGUCCAACGCAC